This is a messenger RNA of Pleurotus ostreatus (oyster mushroom), 1602 nucleotides long. RefSeq lists its product as uncharacterized. Lineage: Eukaryota; Fungi; Basidiomycota; Agaricomycetes; Agaricales; Pleurotaceae. The record is from RefSeq and is a predicted model, not a curated record. Bases 1 to 1602 code for a protein of 533 amino acids. The transcript has 10 exons.
AUGCCUAGUGCAGACGGUAUGGCUACGGGCAGUAUGAAGAUCUGGGGAUCCCCGAACGCCAUUUCCGACAUUACUCCCGCUGCUGGUUGGACCAUUAUCGGCUGCGACAAAGAAGCAAUGGAACAAGAUAUUCGCCUCGUCUGUACAAAGGGCGGUGAUUGCGAGCACUUGCUUCAGAACGGUGCCGAAGGCAAAUUAGUCCGUCUUCCUGAGAACUGCUUGAAGACGCCGUUUGCUCGGGUGUCUAGGUCGUGGGUCCACGAGGACCAGACUCUUCCCGCUGAUGUCAGUGCGAAACUCACUCGACGCGCCGACGAGAUUCCGCAAGUUCGUGGCCUUGCGCUUGACACUAACUUCACUGCUGUCGAUCCCUCAAAGUCCGGAAACGUUUCUAUCGCUAUCCAAGGCGCAACCGUCGCUGGGGAGAAUGGCAAUGCUACUAUCACGCCUCCAGCUCCCAAUCCUCCCGGCCGUCGUAGAAGCGAGGCCGUCCACCGUAGAGCUUUAUUGUCAUUUAUUGAGGAUGCCUUUAAGAACUUCAAUAGCUUCAGCAGCGACAAGACCAUUCAACUCCCUCCCCUGAAGGUCCCGAAGAAGUCCGUCACCAUCUUCGACGAGAAGAUCACCUGCGGGAAAGUACAAGGCUCCAUCAAGGCGGAUGCCAGUUUGCAGGCAGAUGCCUUAGUCACCGUUGGUAUCGCUGCGACUGGGACUAUCAUUCCUCCCAAGUUUGAUGCUUUCGGCAUCUUCGCUCAAAUGAACGGAGAAAUCGACGGCACUCUUUCCCUAGAUGGAUCUGUAUCUGUAUGUUUGCUCGAUCUUACCAAGAUCAUCGUUGCACCCGUCGGUAUUCCUGGACUCAACUUCCCGGGCAUCCUUACCGUCGGUCCCAGCUUCAAGGUCAUCGCAGAGGGCAAAGCCAACAUGGAGCUCGGCAUGAAGCUUGACCUUCCAUUCAACUACAAGAUGAACAAUGUCAAGUUGUUCUUCCCGCCGUCAGCAGCCCAAAAAUCUGUUGGUCCUAUUGAACCCGCGCAGUCCCCUCUCACUCUUUCGGCUGAUGUUACCGUCGCUGGCAAAGUCGAUCUCGAAGCCCAUAUGAUCCCCCAGCUCGAUAUUGGCGUCACUGCUCUCGGAGGUACCGCCAAAGCCACGAUCUUCCUCAACCUCGAUGCCAGUGCCGAAGUAGCAAUGAAACUCAACGGAAACGCAAAGGCCACUGUCACUACCGCCAAACCCAAGCGCGCCGAAAUCAACAAGCUUGCCGCGAGGCAAACGGUCUCAGCAGCGAGCGCCAGGAUCGAGGGGUGCGUUGAUAUCAACGCAGGCUUGAGCGUCGACGCCGGUGUCGAUGCCAACUUCUUCGGCCUCUUCGACCCCACCACGAAGCUUAACAUCUUCUCGAAACGCUUCGAACUUUUCAGCAAAUGCUUCGGUGCUGCCACAAAGCGGGAAUUCUCUGAAGUCCCCAAGUAUCUCCACAAGCGUGCCCUUACCUGCACACGCACAUCUGAUCCUGCUUCCAUCGUUUCGGUCGUGAAGGAAAUCGCUGCCCAAAUCAAGGCGAAGGCUGGCUCUGCACCACCCGCCACGAUUGCAUGA